Molecule: messenger RNA, 1540 nt
Organism: Macroventuria anomochaeta
Lineage: Eukaryota; Fungi; Ascomycota; Dothideomycetes; Pleosporales; Didymellaceae
Product: NAD(P)-binding protein
Exons: 2
Coding region: 11-1237 (408 amino acids)
Source: RefSeq, a predicted model, not a curated record
GCCAUUCAUCAUGCCCAUCGGAAUCCUCCACCAGGGCUUCACCGAGGGCUUAGACUCUAUACCCUAUGGCUGGCCCAUAGUGAAGUUAGCCUCUAUUAUUGGAGUGCUCUACCUGUUGAAAUGGUUCUUCAAUGGCGCAAUCAAUCGCUCGGAGCGGAACAUGCAUUCCAAGGUGGUUAUGGUUACGGGAGGCACAGCUGGUAUUGGUGCUGAGGUAGUCAAAGGCCUUGCAUCACGUGGUGCUCAAAUCAUCCUUCUGGUUCAGCAACCCCUCUCCGACCCCUUCCUCGUCGACUACAUCGAAGACCUGCGAGAACAGACUGGCAACGAGCUCAUCACCGCUGAACAUGUUGACCUUACUUCGCUACACAGCAUACGUAUCUUUGCAACGAAAUGGGUCGACAACGCCCCACCACGCCGUCUCGACACAAUCGUUCUCUGCGCAAACACAAUGACACCUAUGGGCUGCAAGGCAGCUAUCACUGAAGACGGACUCGAAUCUACAUGGGGUUUAAACUAUAUGGCGAACUUCCACCUCCUCAGCAUCCUCAGUCCCGCACUCCGCGCCCAACCGCCAGAUCGAGACGUACGCAUCAUCUUUGGCACAUGCAGCGCAUACAUGGCUGGAAAGAUGCCAGACUUCGACGCGAAGCCGAGCUCGAAGAAGGCAAAGGGCGACGCUGAGCAGACCGAGUUUAUGCCCUCCAGCGUCUACGCCACCUCAAAGCUUGCGCUCAUGACCUUCGCCGUAGCUUUCCAAAAGCACCUCAACGCCUACGUCCGCCCUGACAAGAAGCCCAUGAACGCCCGCGUCAUAAUGGUCGACCCAGGCUGGACCCGCACACCCGGCAUGCGGCGCCACCUCACCUUCGGCACGCUAUGGGGUCUCGCAGCUUACCUCAUCAUGUGGCCCGUCUGGUGGCUCGUCCUGAAGAGCGCCGACCAGGGUGCACAAACGUUUCUCUAUGCCGUGAUGGAAGCAGAGUGGGGCAGAGGCGAGGGCGGAUACUUCCUGAAGGAGUGCAGGAAGGUAGGCUGGUCGCGCAACGAGAUCAACGACGAAGAUCUGCAGAAGAAGCUCUGGGCGAGUAGCGAGAAGACGAUUGAGUUGCUGGAGAAGGAAGGUGCGAAGAUGAGAGCGACUAAGAAAAAGGAGAGUGAGAAGGCGGAGAAGAAGGAGGCGAGUAGUACGGCGAAGGAGGGAAAUGGCCAGGCGAAGCAGAGGAAGGGCCGAUGAGUCAUCACUCGAUGAUAGCAAAAGCGCAGGCAUGCAAAACAUCACAACAACAUACACAAUAUCAUACGCGUCAUUCUGCUCGCAUCGUCCCAGGUGCUGUCGCAUCGAGGUGCUACUUGCGGGCCCGCUCGAUGCGAUCAGGUCAGCACGCCUUUUGCAUUAAUCCUUGGGAGCGCGGGCGACUACAACUCGCGUGCAGAUUGAGAUGGUAACCCAAUGCCACAUUUUGGUGACUACAAUACUGUCCAGUUCUCCAAUCAUGCUGGAGAUUUCGAUAUUCGGACAGCAGCAGUCGCAGUCUGA